UGCUGAAAUAAGCCAGAGCUCAGUAGGAUUUCAGUCAUGUCUCGACUAAGAGGUGUCCAUUUGCCGGUGCUGCUGUGGGGCUGUGUUUGCAUAUGUCUGCUCAGCUUUGCCAAGGGGGCGCUCAUCAUUUCAGAAGAACAGAAAGCCGCUCAGGGGGUGAGACCUGAGUCCAGGUCACUGCAGAAAAGAAGUGCAAAUGAGGCUCAGGUGGAGGUGCUCAGUGUGACGGUGGACUGCACGGUGACGUCUCGUUUUGCUCACACCGUCAUGACCUCUGUGGCUCUGAACAAAGCCAAUGUGUCCCAGGAAAUCUUCUUUAAAGUGGAGCUGCCGAAGACAGCCUUCAUCACCAACUUCAGCAUGGAAAUUGAAGGUCAGGUGUAUGUCGGUGAAGUGAAGGAGAAAGAAAAGGCCAAGAAACAGUAUGAGAAGGCCGUCUCCUCUGGACAGACUGCUGGACUGGUCAAGGCCUCUGGCAGGAAGAUGGAGAGUUUUUCAGUGUCCGUCAACAUUGCUGCAAAAAGUAACGUGACUUUUAUUCUGACCUAUGAGGAGCUCCUUCAGAGGAAACUGGGCCAAUAUGAGAUUUUAACAAGAGUCCAACCUAAGUCACUGGUUCAGGACUUUAAGAUAAUGACAAAUAUUUACGAACCACAAGGCAUUGCUUUCCUGGAUGCCCAUGCAACGUUCCUCACCAAUGACUUGCUCCCCCUGGUGGACAAAACUGUCACAGACAAAAAGGCCCACAUCUCCUUUUCACCAACGGUGGAGCAGCAGAGGAAGUGUCCAGGCUGUGAUGGAACGCUCAUUGAUGGAGAUUUUGUCAUCAAGUAUGACGUCAAUCGAGGAGAGAGAUUUGGGGACAUUCAGAUUGUCAAUGGGUACUUUGUGCACUUCUUUGCUCCACCUGGCUUGCCAAGAGUCCCAAAAAACAUUGUGUUUGUGACUGACAAUAGUUGGUCAAUGUCAGGAAGAAAACUCCAGCAGUCAAAAGAUGCACUAGUGCAUAUCCUUAGUGAUCUCCACGAAGAGGACUACUUUGCUGUCAUUAAGUUUGACCAUAUUGUUUUACCCUGGAGAGAUUCACUUUCCAAAGCAACAAAGGAAAACGUAGAGGAAGGAAAGACAUUUGUAAGAAAACAUCAUCCUGUGGGAGGCACAGACAUCAACCUAGGCGUGUUAAGAGGAGUUGACAUGUUGGUCAAAGACAGACAGGAGAAUAGACUUCCUGAGAGGAGUGUUGACAUGGUCAUCCUACUGACUGAUGGGAUGCCAGUCUCAGGAGAGACCAACACAAAGAAAAUCCAGGAGAAUGUACAGUCAGCAAUUGGAGGAAAAAUGUCUCUCUUCAGUCUUGGAUUUGGAAAUGAUGUUGAUUAUUCCUUCCUGGAUGUGAUGAGCAAACAAAACAAAGGAAUUGCUCGUAGAAUAUUCGAAGCUUCAGAUGCUGCACUUCAACUGCAGGGUUUCUAUGAUGAAAUUGCCAGCCCUCUGCUGUCUGAGGUGGAACUACGUUACCCUGACAACGCAGUGGACUCUCUGACCAAAAACCACUUCAACCAUUUGUUCAACGGCUCAGAGAUUGUGGUUGCUGGUCGUCUGACAGACAAUGACCUGGAUAACUUCCUGGUGGAGGUGCUGGGUCAGGGGUUUGAGGAGGACUACAAAGCAGAGGGUCAGGCCAGUACCCUGGACCAGGAGGUCCCAUACCCAAAUGAGGAGUACAUCUUUGGGGAUUUCACAGAGCGUCUGUGGGCCUAUCUGACCAUCCAGCAGUUACUGGAUAAGAGUAAGAGUGGUGACCCAGCGGAGAAGGUCAACGCCACAGCCAAGGCACUGGAAAUGUCUCUGCAGUACAACUUUGUCACACCACUGACCUCCAUGGUGGUCACCAAACCUGAGACAGAGGAAACAGGACCUCUCAUUGCAGACAAGCUGACUGAAGAGGAAAGACAGCAGGCAGAGAGGAACAGGAACAGGUAUCAACAUGUACCUCCUGUAUUUAGUAGCUAUCAACAUACCUACCAUGCACCACCAACACAAUAUGUGGAUGGAGACCCUCAUUUCAUUAUCGAGCUGCCAGAGAAGAAUGAUGCGCUGUGCUUCAACAUCAACGACAAACCAGGAACCAUUUUCACACUGAUUAAAGACACAAAGUCAGGUGUUGUUGUCAACGGUCAGACAAUUGGAGACAAGAAAAUCCCCCCUGAUGGUAAAAUAAACACCUAUUUCUGGAGGUUUGGCAUCACCCACAAGACUCUCAGGGUGAAGCUGGAGGUGAGCACCAGUGACAUCAACGUGUUUCAGGACAGUAAAUGGAUGACCAUGUAUUGGUCCAACUCAAUCUCUCUCAAAGGAACCAACAUGGAUCUUCAUGUGACCAAGGACCGCAGUCUAACAGUUACACUGAAAGAUUCAGUCAAGUUUGUGAUCCUGCUCCACAAAGUGUGGGCCAAACAUCCAUACCAUCAGGAUUACUUGGGUUUUUAUACUGUGGACAGUCAUCUCCUCUCCCCUGCUGUUCACGGCCUUCUGGGUCAGUUCUACCAUGGUGUAGAAUAUGAGGUGUCCGAGCUGCGUCCAGGAGAGGUCCCAGAGAAACCUGAUGCCACCAUGUAUGUGAAAGGACAUGAGCUGAAUGUGACCAGAGGCUGGCAGAGAGACUUCAGACAGGAUAUAAAGAAUGGAGAAAAUGUUCCCUGCUGGUUUGUUCACAGUAAUGGAACAGGCCUCAUUGAUGGAGAUGCUUCAGACUACGUCGUGUCAAGUCUGUUUUAAAAAGUCUGUUUAUAUUUCAAUUUCAAACCAUUUUUAACUUGCACAUUAACAUUGGAAUGAUGAAUUAUAAUUAAAAUACAUUAUCAACUCA
This is a messenger RNA of Cynoglossus semilaevis (tongue sole), 2869 nucleotides long. Its product is annotated as inter-alpha-trypsin inhibitor heavy chain H3-like. The transcript has 22 exons. Gene Ontology annotation, molecular function: serine-type endopeptidase inhibitor activity. Bases 37 to 2778 code for a protein of 913 amino acids. NCBI's taxonomy places the organism in Eukaryota, Metazoa, Chordata, Actinopteri, Pleuronectiformes, Cynoglossidae. Gene Ontology annotation, biological process: hyaluronan metabolic process. The record is from RefSeq and is a predicted model, not a curated record.